UCCUUGCGUUAUCUUAUCAAACUCAAAUAGCAACGUAGUUUACGACAGCAGUGGGCCGAAUUGCGGCUGACAUUGUUGUGGACAAGAUGACUUCCAGUCCAAAGUUGGACCCGAAAACAAAAAUAUCGGACAAAAUUAUAGGAAACAUAAAUGAUACAGGGUCAUUGUGUCGGCAGCUUCUAAGGGGUUCAAGGUCAUCUGAGGUCUUGACCCAAGCUGCUACAAACUUUGCCAGUCAGGAAAAAGCACUUGAGAACUCAGACCAGAAUUUAAAGAAAAUGAGCAUUAUAGCAGCCCAUCUACAAUUUCAGGCAGAUGCCAUAGAAAGAAGUGUGGAGGUCACAGACACGCUACAAGACCAACUCAAGACCAUCCAAAGAUGAGAGCAGACUGAAAUCAACAAGAAGACCUUCCUUUUUGCUUCUUGAUCUAUAUCAUUUUCAUAUCAACCAGUGUAGAACAGGUUGCCUGCAGUGAACGCUGGGAAGAUAAUGCCUCCAUAUCAAUCCUGACUAGAUAGCUUUAGACAUCUGUUUGUUACAUGUAUGAUUCAUGAAUGUCAGGUGUGACAGGCCAUUCAGCGUAAUAUAACCAGCUACAUGCCUGCAAAGCUAGUGCGUUAUGCUGAAGGGUGGUUAUAGCAGCUAUACAGAUACAAACAAAUGUUGACUUGUGACACAAGUUGUUUUCGUUCCUGCCUUUUGUUACUUUAUUAUUUAUGAAAAAUGGCAAAUACUGGUACAUUUAUCUAUGUUUAAGAAUACCUUAUAGAAUCAUAAGAAUGGACAUCAUUUAGUGAAGGUACGAGAUUGUGGAACUCUAGUAUGACUUUUUUUGAAA
This is a messenger RNA of Branchiostoma belcheri (Belcher's lancelet), 840 nucleotides long. Its product is annotated as BLOC-1-related complex subunit 7-like. The record is from RefSeq and is a predicted model, not a curated record. The coding region runs from base 87 to 383 and encodes 98 amino acids. NCBI's taxonomy places the organism in Eukaryota, Metazoa, Chordata, Leptocardii, Amphioxiformes, Branchiostomatidae. The transcript has 5 exons. Gene Ontology annotation, cellular component: BORC complex.